AUGGCCUCAGGUGCAUCACCAAGUGACGGAAUCAAUCCAAAGCUGCCGACAUGGGACGGCAAUUGGAAGACGUUUCCGGACUAUCACUUUUCACCUCUUCUGGAAAUAGAUCGUGACAAGCUGAAGACGAAGGAAGGCGUGCAAUACCUGCUCGACUUUCUCCGUGACAAGCGUGGCAAGCAGCAAGUGGAUCUCCUUGGUGACGCCCUGCAGCAGUUCUUUCAGACGGGCGAGGCCUACCGAAGAGACCAAGAGAACCUCAAUGACUUGAACAACGUCAUGCUGUCCUGGUCAGAGAAAUCUCGAAGGCCAUGA
Durusdinium trenchii is the source of this 315-nucleotide messenger RNA. NCBI's taxonomy places the organism in Eukaryota, Dinophyceae, Suessiales, Symbiodiniaceae. The record is from the annotation of a GenBank genome assembly.